AUGAGUGGAAACCAGUCCGUCUGCACCACGUUCACGUUUGUGGCGUUCUCCUCUCUGGAAGAGUUACAGCCUGUGCUCUUUGUUGUGUUCUUAACCAUUUACUUGUUCACGGUGGGAGGAAACCUCCUCAUCAUCUGCUUGAUCGGGGCCACCCCUUCCCUGCACACGCCGAUGUAUUUCUUCCUGGUCAACCUCUCCUUUCUGGAGCUGUGCUACAUCACCAGCGUGGUGCCUCAGAUGCUGGUGCACCUGCUGGUGGAGACCAAGACCAUCAGUGUGGGAGGCUGUGCAGCUCAGAUGUACGUAUUUACCAUCCUGGGACUGACAGAGUGCUGCCUGCUAGCAGCCAUGGCUUAUGACCGCUUUGUAGCCAUCUGUCACCCCCUGCAUUACACUCUGCUGAUGGGCCCUCCCGUGUGUCUGAAAUUGGCCGCAGCAUCGUGGACCACCGGGGUCGUGGUGGAGUCAGCCCAGACCACGUGGAUCUUCACUCUGCCCUUCUGCGGAACAGGAGAGAUUCAGCACUUUUUUUGCGACAUCAUGCCUGUCGUGAGACUGGCUUGUGUUGACACGUCCCACAAUGAGAUUGUGCUGUUCGCUGUGUCCGCGCUCUUCAUCAUGAGUCCCUGCCUCCUCAUCCUGUGCUCCUGCGCGCGCGUUCUGCUGACCAUCUUGGGAAUCCCUUCGGCCGCCGGCAGACGCAGAGCUUCCUCCACUCGCUGCUCUCACGUCCUGGUUGUUUCUCUCUUCUAUGGCACCGCCCUGUUCGCGUACCUCCAGCCGAAGGCUGCGCACUCUCCGCAAGCAGACAAAGCCGCUGCGCUCCUGUACACGGUGGUCACGCCUGCUCUGAAUCCCGUCAUCUACGCCUUGAGGAACCAGGACGUGAAGGGAGCCUUUCAGAGACUAACACGAAGGAGCCCUUUCAGACAAAUGGCCUGA
This is a messenger RNA of Vicugna pacos (alpaca), 942 nucleotides long. Lineage: Eukaryota; Metazoa; Chordata; Mammalia; Artiodactyla; Camelidae. The record is from RefSeq and is a predicted model, not a curated record.